CAUUUGUGGAGUGUUGACCAGCUCUUGAACACAGUCAAUGCUGACGUGUCCUCUCCAACGUACAUAUAUAUACGUGGAGUGAGCAGACGAGUUUUCAAGCAGCUGUUCUCCAUUUGUUCUUUCCGCACAUUACUGUCAAUUUCAAGAUUAUCUCAUCGCAGGUUCUUUAUGAAAAAUUGAAAACCCUCCAUGAAUUUGGCGUAAAGGGUACUGUGAAAUGGAGGGUGGCAUAGAUUUUGUUACUGUCUUCAAUGUUGAUAUAACAUCAAGCAUCCUCGAACUUUUGAGCGAUCCGUGUGAUCUCCUAAGGGCAAGUGUGGUUUCGCGAGCUUGGCACCAUUUCUUGAUUGCAAAUGGCCUUUGCAAGAAGUUGUGGUUGAGAAAGGUUCCUCAAGUCACUUACAUCGCCUAUUCAGUCAAAAAAAUCGACGGCAAAAAUAAACUAGUUAACAUUGCAUCUAAAAACACCGUCAACUGGAGUUCUUCUAUUGGGAAGGAGCGUAAAUUAGUUUUUACUCUAUAUCACCCUCUUCCACACGACGGGAUAAAUAAACUAAUUAACGUCACGUCUAAAAACAACAACUUUAACUGGGGUAAUCUUGACAUGGAGCAUAAAUUAUUUUCUUCUCUACUCCACACUCUCUCGAAGCCCAUAACUUCUCCCAAAUUCAUCAUGUCUUUCCCUGUUGGCGCCUCGAGCACAGACCAAAACCCACCCAUGACAGUUAUUAAUACCUUGACCCCAGAGCUUUGUUCCUUCUGGUCGAGUAAAGGGCAGAAUGACCCUAAUGCCCCUGAGUAUCUGUUGUAUAAGCUAAUGACCAGUGAAUCGUGUCUGCAGACCUUUAAGUUGCCAGAACCCGUUGUUUGUGUUAAUGGGGUUUUUCUAAUCGAGCUGCUCGGGAGGCCCCAGAAAGACGUAGAUGGACUGUAUUAUAUACGUUUGGGUUAUGCGAAAAUUAUGGGGCAAACUCUGGAUACGGCUUUCCAUACUGAUGUUCACCCGUCAGGUGAGGUUCAGUUGGAUUACUAUCCUCACUCGGCUGGCUCUGGAUUAAGAAGCUUCUCGAGCAAAAAUAAGGAAGAUAUGGCUCGGGAAAACGAGGAGUUGUGCAUGGGAAUGGCUCGGGGGUUGCUCGAUUUUCUUGAUGAUGAGGAUGAAGAGGAGGAGGAGGAGGAUAACUGAUGAAUGUUCAUCAUUUUGUAAUCCCCUAUCCAGAAUAAGUUUUUUUUUUUCUUUUUCUUUUUUCUUGAAUUCAGUAUAGGUGUGGUUUUGGGAUUAUAAGUACAAUUCUGAACUUCUUUUUUGUUGUUCUUGUAAUAAAUAUGUUUUGUCACAUUUUUUAAAAUGUGAUGGGUUUGACAAUGUGGGGGCAUAAAAUUGUGAACAUGCAAUUGAAAUUAUUUUAGCUUAAAAGGUCCACCU
This is a messenger RNA of Striga asiatica, 1426 nucleotides long. NCBI's taxonomy places the organism in Eukaryota, Viridiplantae, Streptophyta, Magnoliopsida, Lamiales, Orobanchaceae. The record is from the annotation of a GenBank genome assembly.